Pocillopora meandrina is the source of this 3790-nucleotide messenger RNA. The record is from the annotation of a GenBank genome assembly. Lineage: Eukaryota; Metazoa; Cnidaria; Anthozoa; Scleractinia; Pocilloporidae.
GGCUUCGGAAAGUAAAAUUUGCAUGAUCACUGGGAAUUGUGUUUACUGAUGCAAAAAGCCGUGGUGUAUCAAAUGUAUCAUUUUAGUGCUUCUAUCAUAGAAUUUCAUUAAGUUUUGCGCUCAAAGUUCUUUGCCGUGAUUCCCCAGACUGCGUGACAAAUUGACGUUCCAUGACCCUUUGUUUUGAGACCGUCUAGAUUACCUUCUGGAAGAUUCAGUUGAACUGAUCUCUUAACACUGCCUUGAGGGAAAGCGAUUCCCCCGCUUAUUCGACUCUUUAUGGCCUCUGAUCUAUCCAGUCUCGUGGAUUUUAGUCCAGAAGACAUUGCAAAGAGCAUCUUAGUCUCAGGCAUUACUCCAGGAACCAAACGUGAAGCUAUUGUUAUUCACUUUCAGCAGCAUAAACAUGGCGGCGGCGACGUAUCAUCUGCGAAAUUCUCACAAAAUGGAGACAAAGCAGUGAUUACAUUUGAAGAGAAAGAGAGUAAGUUCAUUUUGUUUCAUAGAUUUUCGUUCUGUUGUAUCAAUCAUCGAGCAUUUGCAAAUUUUAGGGCAAAAAUAGCAUUUUGUGAAAUUUGAAAGCGAAUAUUCUAAAUAUUAUCGAAAAAAUUUACUGAAUCCAUUAAUUAUCAGCUACUCUGCUAGCGGAGACAGCGGAGCCAGAGAAAAAAGUUCAUUAAAAAGUAGUUUACACAGGCAGCAUUUAAUAUUUAUCUGUCGAGUGAUCGAUGGUUUCAAAGAAAUUCAACUGUCGCACUGAAUGGGAAUGAAUUAUUAAGACGACAAAAGGGGAUGAUAAGUUGGAAAGAAAGGGAAAAUUGUGCCCUCCUCCUAAGAAGGCACAAUAAACGCACUUCAUGUUGGAUACACGGUGCUGAAAAUGGCGUAAAGAAUUAUAAGAUUCGUUGAUACUUUUGGAUCUGUUAUGCUAAUUACUACAGGACAGAAAACUCUGAGAACCGUUCAUAAGAAAUUUUCAUGUGUCUCAUUCUUUAUUUCGUAGCUGUAGAGAAAGUUUUGAAAGGAGAACAUAGGUUUGAAGGGGUGUUGCUUAAAGUUGAUCGGCUUUCAGGGAAUAGAAGACCAACAUCCAACGAGGUAAGUUGUAGUGCGUACUCUAUGCAUGUGUCACGCAACGAACGCAGCUUUGCGUUACGAUUCAUGAUUUAUUUCAUGACAUAUUUAACCGUUUUUUUGUGCGUUUGUGUGCCUUUUUUCUUUCUUACCUUCUGGUUUGUUUUUCUUUCAUUCUGUUCUGUUCUUUACGGCAUGCGAGUUUGUUUGUUUGAUUUUUCGACAAUACAAGGUAACGUCUUCACACAUGCUACAUAGUCGGCAACCAAAUAUGAGUUGGUUAAGAAUUCUUUCUGACAGUGGUAAGAAGACCAGUUGGAGCACGCUGACUCCUCGAGGCAAUUAUUUAGUUGUCACGGGGCAUCAUACAUUCUCUUAAGCCAUAUAAUUCUGAACGUAUUCUAGUUGUAGGUUAAACCUCUAUUGAUUCCUUAAUUAAUUUCUACAGAUAUUUACUUACGUGACGGCAACGUUGGAUCCCGUUGAGUUGGGUAUUUCAUUACAGGAAGCCAAGCAGAUUUUGGAAAACGUCAAAGAGGACAUCGAUGUAUCUAUCCAGAACGAUAACAAAUUGUUUGUUUUGACUGGAAAGCUGAAAGAAAUCAAUGAAUGCCACUUUCUUGUGAUGAGGUAUCUAAGCGAAGGUCAGCCAGUCGAUGCGCAACUGAACAACCUUUCUUUGGCGAGCAAAGGCGCAGAAGUCGAGAAUGGGGGAGCAGGAAAGGCGCCAACAACGUCUGGAAGAUCUGACGUUAUCGUAGCUACGAGAGUCGAUGAAAGUCCCGGAGCGAAGGUCAUCCCUGUCAAUGAAGUCAACGGCGCCGACCAGGAAGGACGUGUUCAUCCCACAGUAGAGGCACGAUGGUUUCGAGUAGAUCCAUAUGCCUCCCGUUUUAUGGAGAAGUUUUUUAAAAAGCAGUUAGAUGAAAUCAAUGCAAAAUUUAUUGUGGAAAUUACCGCUUCGGAUGACGGUACUCGAGUUAUACUUCAGGCUAAACAGAACUGUGAUCCUACAAAAUACAACACUGCUUGCAGUGAACUUUCAGAACUUAUUAAAACUGUCACCCAGGGUAUGGUUAUCAAUGAGCUGGACUUAAAAGGUGCAGACGAGGAUUCAGCUAAAGUUUUAAUGGAUUACAUUGGAACUAUGUACCCAGUGAUCAUUGACCGGCCCCAAGAACACGGUCCGUUUUUUGUGUAUGGUGAUGCUGUAUCUGUAAGAGAAGCCAGGCGAACUGUGGAAGGAGGAAUGAGUCAACAAGAAAGUUAUGAUACUGGCCUUGGUACUCAUGAAAUGGCAAUGGCAGCACCAGAAAUGAUUUCUUUUGAAACCUCUAGUUAUCGAUCAGAAAAUGGUGUGUGUAUUUCCCUUCGUUAUGGAGACAUCACUGCCGAGGAGGUUGAUGCAAUCGUGAAUCCUGCUAACGAAUUUUUGUCCCACUUAGCUGGCCUUGCAAAGCUGAUCGUCCAAAGAGGUGGGCUUGAAAUUGAAAGGGAAUCUGACACGUUGAUGCGAAAACGCGGCUAUCAAGCGCUUCACAUUGGAGACGCUGUACCUACAGUCGCUGGAAAUCUUCCCUGUAAGUUUGUCAUUCAUGCCGUUGGUCCCGAGUGGGUUAAACACUCACAUACAGAAAAUAUGAAACUUCUAAAGAAAGCAUGCCUCCAGAGUCUUAAAGUGGCUUCUAAACUCGGUUUAUCAUCCAUUGCCAUACCAGCAAUUAGUUCCGGUAUCUUUGGUGCCCCUAUUGAUGUGUGUGCCUUUGCCAUGUUAAACGCAGUGGAGGAGUAUCUCAGGAUGCCGACGGUAACAAAGAAAGAAGAUGCAAGGAAAAAAGGGUCAAAACAAAGUAACCAGAAACACAUACAAACAGAUAAAAAGGAAAUAUCGACGAAGCCGCCGAAAGACACGCCGAGCGAAAUUAACGAUGAAGAAAAGGAGAGAGAAAACCCAAAAGCCGUUCUAAACGAUAUUCGUUUUGUCCUCAUUGACGCCGACUCAAUGGAUGUCUUCGAGAAACAGUUCAUCGAAAGAUUCGGUGAUGUUAUUACUGAUGACUUUGAUGAUGUCGAUGACGAACAUGAUGAUGAGGAAGUUUAGCGCGAGAAAAUCGCAAUUCCAAUCUUAAAUUAGACUUGAACUCGUAAUGGGAACUGUCACUGGGGAAACUUUACUUCAGCUAACGUUCUUGAUGACCAUUUUUCCUUGCUAUGUGACAUGACUGGAAAUCAUGAUAUCGCCGGAAACACUUUAUUAUCCUCAUCAAAAAGUGGCUAGUGCCGAGUUUAGAUAGUGUAAUCCUAAGGAACCGUCGUCCAUUCUAUCAUUGACAUGGGCCAUUUGAAAGGUCAUGGGAUAAUGAUAAUUUUUUGUGACUUUAUUGGUCAUUGGAUGCCCCAUUGAUUGGUGAUCGCCAAACAUGUUCCCUUUUCUAAGCUUGCAACUGGUUGUAUCUACUUUGUUCAAGCCGCCCUAUAAUAUUUUUCAUAUAUUUUACCACCCUUAUGGUUCACUUUAAGUUAUGGAAAAUUCAAGUUGUUCGUUACAAAUAGCGCGGUUUAAUAGACCAAUGUACUGACUCUAAGUUGAUUUAGACGAUUUGAUUAACUAUGAAAAGUGUGAGCAAACUCAAACCUAGAUCUUCUUCGUCUCAUUUAUUCUUAGGUGCGGUUGCGCAAGUGGAGCUUGUCGACCAAUCGCAGAAUACCACUGUAC